Messenger RNA from Talpa occidentalis (Iberian mole), 1090 nucleotides. RefSeq names its product class I histocompatibility antigen, Gogo-B*0103 alpha chain-like. Bases 1 to 627 code for a protein of 208 amino acids. Gene Ontology annotation, molecular function: signaling receptor binding; peptide antigen binding. The record is from RefSeq and is a predicted model, not a curated record. Gene Ontology annotation, biological process: immune response; positive regulation of T cell mediated cytotoxicity; antigen processing and presentation of endogenous peptide antigen via MHC class I via ER pathway, TAP-independent. Gene Ontology annotation, cellular component: external side of plasma membrane. NCBI's taxonomy places the organism in Eukaryota, Metazoa, Chordata, Mammalia, Eulipotyphla, Talpidae. The transcript has 6 exons.
AUGAGUGUUGAAUGGAAGUUUCACACUCCCUAUAAUCCCAAAGCUGCAGAGAUCACAGAGCGUUAUAACAGCCUGCUGAAGCAAGGGCUGAGAGCUACUGCCCCCAUUCUGAUGCUGGCGGCUGGAGCUGACAUCUGCUCUCACACCCUCCAGUGGCUGGCUGGCUGCGACGUGGGGCCAGAGGGGCGCCUCCUCCUCGGGUACAGUCAGGUUGCCUACAACAGGGCCGAUUACCUGGCCCUGAACCAGGACCUGUGCUCCUGGACCGCGGCGGACACAGCCGCUCAGAUCUCCCGGGGCAAGUGGGAGGCGGCGGGAGAGGCUAAGAGCUUCAGGAACUUCCUGGAGGGCAGGUGCGUGGAGGGGCUGCGCAGAGACCUGGAGAUCGGGAAGGAGACGCUGCCGCGCUCAGUGCCCCCUCCUCAGCCCACCACCCCUAUUGACUCCACCGACCCCACCAUGGCCAUCAUUGCUGGCCUGGUUCUCCUUGGAGCUGUGCUCAGUGGAGCUGCGGUGGCUGCAGCUAUGAUGUGGAGGAAGAAACACUCUGGAGGACAAGGAGGAAGAUACUCUCAGGCUGCGGGUGGUGACAGUGCCCAGAGCUCUGAUGUGUCUCUCAGCCCCUGAGUGUGAGCCAGCUGCCAGGUGGGCGUUGAAUGAUGCAGGAUUUCUUCUCACCCCAACUUUGUAACUUCAAGAUCCUCUGGUUUCCUUUGCUGAAAAAGGCAUCAGAAUGUGUUUCUGUUCUUAUGGGUGGGGAGACUGGCCCAGCCCUGCCCACCAAGCACCUACCCACACUGACCUGUGUUUCUCCUUGAUGAUUUUCCUGUUCCAACAGAGGCAGCUUGGUCUGUGUCUGCCCCUGUCUUUGUGUUUUCCUCAAGAAUAUUAAUUACUUCCCACUUAAAUAAUAAUUGAGUUCUGAAAUUACUUUUCAGAACUUGCCUGAUGGGUUUGGUGGGCUAAUAAAAAUGAUUCCAAAAUUUGAGAUGAAAUAAGUGGGAAACCUUCCAGAAUCAUUUGUUUGCUGUGCUGAGUCUGUGCAGGUGGGGGCGGGAGAGGCUGUGAGGAGCUGAGGGGGAUGGGGCCU